AUUCGCUCCCACAACACUACGGCCACCACUUCCAAGGCUUAUCACCCAACAGGUGUGUCUGCUCUGCCAGUGCGCGCUGACUUGAGCCGCAAAUGGUACAACACCUCCAUUCUGUGCUGAGCUCGUAGGCGUGAAGAUGGAGCAUCGAAACAUCUUCAAAUGCCACCGAUGUCACCAAAGGACAUAUUCUUUGGCAAACCUCUUUCGCCACUUUUGCACCUGGCAUGGUACAGAAGCUAAUUGGAACUGCAAUUUGGAAAGCUGUGCCAAGACAUACCAACUGUACAGCUCAUUCCGAAAGCAUGUUGGCCGGCACCACAGUCAUCUGUUUCUUACCAACACGAGUGAAGACCAGGUGGUGCUGCCAGUAACUCACAACACUGAUGACACGAUAGAUGACUUAUCCAGUGAGCCCUGUGACGAGGAGCCUCAACAAGCAUGUAGCCCCAGUGUUGAUGCUCAUGAUGUUAAUGGCCAGUGUGCCAGGCAGCUUACCUCUCUAUUGCUUAAAUGGCAAGAAGGCCGACAGUUGCCAGAGAGCACAGUUAACGAAAUUGCAAACGACAUCAUAAAUUUUGCUACUGAGUUUAAAGGCACCUUGCAAUCGGUCGACAUGAAAAACCUUGAGCACCUCAGGACCAAGUUGGGUAGAGAAAAUGAAUGGAAAAGUAUAUUUACUUUUGUUUCACCUCAGACCAUCCAUCUUUCAAAUCAAGAUUCUAGUGAAUGCUUUGAAUACAUCCCACUUUUGGAAACCCUGAGGGCUGUAGCAGCAGUGCGCAAUCUUUUUGAGGGAACUGAAGAAAACAGCUCAACUCUGCUGCGGGACAUGCAUGAUGGCACAUAUUUUAAACAGCAUAGCAUAUUCAAAAAUGCAAGCACUCAGAAGCUGUUGGCGCUCCAGCUCUAUUUUGAUGAAUUUGAGCUUUGCAACCCCCUGGGGAGCAAGCGAGGAAAACACAAAGUUCUGGCUGGAUAUCUGACAAUUCUGAAUUUGCCACCAAAAUGCCGCUCGAAACUCACAGACAAAUACCUUGUUCUCCUAGCAAAAACAUCCACUGUAUCCAAGUUCACUCUGCACAAAAUUCUUGAGCCACUUGUUAAUGACAUCUGCCAACUCGAAACAAAUGGUAUUGACCUUAAUGGAGAGAUUGUUAAGGGGUCACUUUUGCUUGUGAGCGGCGACAAUUUGUCAAGUCACCAGCUGGGUGGUUUCCGCGAAUGCUUCUCAUCUGGCCGCAUUUGCCGCUUCUGCUUGGCUUCCAAAGGAGAGAUAAAUGAAAAGUGGCAUGAAAGAGACUUCAUAAUCAGAACAAAGCAAAUGCAUGCGCAUCAUGUUCAGCUAACAAAGCAGGAUCCAAGUCUCUCCAAUGCAUAUGGUAUCACAGGUGAAAGCUGCCUGAGUCCUCUUCACUCGUUUGAUGUAACCAAAGGCUUGCCACCAGAUGUAAUGCAUGAUCUAUUUGAAGGUGUCAUUCCACUUGUCAUGAAGUGUGUCAUUAGACACUUGAUAUCAAAUCGUGUUUUCACGCUAGAUCAGUUGAAUGACAGGCUUGCUGCAUUUGCUUUUCAAGGUGCAGACAAGAAAUCCAAGAUACCCCCUUUGUCACGCCAGGCAGUAUUUGGAACCUCUGUCAUAAAAGGUUCAGCAGCUGAAAAGCUCUGUUUUUUUCGUUUUUUCUCUCUUCUUGUCGGUGACAGUGUCCAAAAGGGGAAUGCUGCAUAUGAGGUGUACCUCACGUUGCGCGCUGUAGUGGACAUAGUUCUUGCACCUCAAGUGAGCCGUAGUGCAGCUGCAUAUUUGAAAGUUCUGGUAGAGGAUUUCUAUGAUGCAUUUAGAGAAACUUUUCCAGAUGUAAACAUAAUUCCAAAAAUGCACUACUUAAUCCACUACCCAAGACUUCUACUUAUGUAUGGCCCCCUUUCUAAAUUGUCGUGUAUGCGUUUCGAAGCUAAGCAUCAAUUUUUUAAAUCCCUUGCUAAGAGAAUUCGCAACUUCAAGAACAUAUGCUCAACACUAAGUCGCCGGCAUCAGAUGCACUUGAUGUAUGCCUUAGCUCAGCCCCAAGAAACAUAUAUCACUGUAGGGAGCAAAAGUAUUGACCCAAGCUCACUACCUGACCUUUUAAAGGAUAGGUUUCAAGACCUGGGACUGCUUACUACAAAUGUGUGCUCUGUAACUUCAGUUACUGUCUCUGAAAGGGAAGUGGCUGUGGGCUACGUGCUACCCAUCAUUAUACCGAAUGAUGGCCUCCCUCACUUUGCUGAAGUAACACUGAUUGCAAUGUGUAGCUCACAGUUGUUUGUUCUUGCAACACUUCUCAGCACAAAAUACUUUGAUAACCACAUUCAUGCCUUUCUUGUAGAACGGACGACUCACAGUGUCAUAAUUGAGAAUAUUGCCCACUGUGGAGAGUUUUUUGACCUCUUGUACGUGUACAAACACGGAAACCAUUGCUGUGUCAGUCCUCGUUUUGCCUUCUUCACCGACUCAGAUGACUAACAUUGUGUAUACACUGUAUAAAACCCUGUAAUAAUUUCGCAUGCUUUGAUUCUGUAUUACUAUCCUCGCUAAGUCUCAGUUAUUUGUAAUGAAUUUUCUUGUGUGCGUGUCAUUCUCAUGUGGGGCAGUUCAUGGCUUGAAGUGGUUACAAAUGUGCGAUUGCAUUGGCCGAGUCAUUCAGCUCAUUUCCUUUUUAAACACUCCUUGUGUUGUGUGUGUGAGCACGGCUUUCUUUUUUGGUAGUCUGGAUAUUCUGAUCAAAUUCAGCCCCAAAAAAGUGACUAAUGUCUUAAAUUAAAUUAUGGGGUUUUUACGUGCCAAAACCACGAUCUGAUUAUGACGCAUGCUGUAGUGGGGGACUUCGGAAAUUUGGACCACCUGGGGUUAUUUAGCGUGCACCUAAAUCUAUGCACACGGGUGUUUUCGCAUUAAUCUCUACAUCAAGUGCGGAGAUUCGAUUCCCAAAGUCGCGUCCAUUAGAAUCUUGGGAAUGACACUUGAAGGGGCGGGCACAAAUGGCAUCACCAUUCACAAACUAGCAAAGAAGACGGAUAGCAUCAUCGGUCUAAUCAAGCGAGUAGCUAACAGAAGGAGAGGCCCGAGUGAAAAGAAUCUGAUAAGGCUCGUCCACGCUUUCUUGUUAUGCCAUUUCACGUACGUAGCGGCCAUGCACGUCUGGAAGAGGGCCGAGCGAGACAAGCUAAAUGCCAUAAUAAGGAGGGGGAUAAAGAGCGCGCUCGGACUAUCAAACUACACACGCACGAACCGACUUCUGCAGUUGGGCAUUCAUAAUACACUGGAAGAAAUUACAGGAGCACAGGAAAGGGCACAGAUUCUCAGACUCUCCGGCACCAUGGCGGGCAGACGACUCCUAACAGAGAUGGGUGUCCCCCCCCGGCUAAAGUCAGACUCCUACCAGGGCCUUCCGAAAGAGCAGAAAGACCACAUCAUCAUAUCCCCCGCCCAGCGCAAUGUGAAAAGAAGGAAGGCCAGGGCCGUGGCGCUCCUACGCCGGGCGACAGAACUCCUUGGCGGCAGCUGCUUCGUUGACGCGGCCCAAUAUGGCAACAGCAAAAAUUUCACACUAGUGUCCAUCAACCACAAGGGUUCGACCAUUAACGCAGCUUCGGUACGAAGCACGUCGUCAUGUGCGGCCGAGCAAGUGGCCAUUGCCUUGGCACUCCUGGACGAGAAACAUGCCAACAUCUUCAGCGACUCCAGGACAAGCAUCCGCGCCUUCAGCGUUGGCGCCGUGUGUAAGGAAGCCUGUCGCAUCCUCGACGGCAAAAGCAUCGCCACCCACACUCACGUGGUACCCCGCUCACAUGGGAUCCAUCAUGGGAGGCCCCACAAACCUCAAUGAGCUGGCCCACUCCAAGGCGCGAGGUCUCGCUUUCCGCGACCAUGGAGAACUCCCCGGCCGGUCAGGAGUGGUGGAGAACAGAGAUCAACCGACAACAUACAAUGAAAUUACGCAGUACUUUUAUCUCGGCAGGAGAGACUUUCCCCUUCCUCACAAGAAGUUAAAUAGAGCGCAGACAUUGACCCUCAGAUUACUGCAAACAGGCUCGUAUCCCAGCCCAGCUUUAUUACACAAGCUCUAUCCCGACACUUAUGCCAGUAGUUCUUGCAGGCACUGCAAUGACUUCGCUAGCUUAGACCAUAUGUCUGGCGCUGCCCCUCGUUACGAGGCAGGGAACAAAUAAAUGAGGACAAGUGGCUCUCCGCUAUCAAGAGCCCCGAUGCCGGGGCGCAACUAUGGGCUGUCCAGAGGGCCCACGAUGCGGCGGUCGGGCAUGGCCUGACUGUCCCAACGUGGGAGCGGCCCGCUGAGUCGCGUACCUCAGGACGUUCAUUAAAGUUUUACAUCCAUCCUGGAGCACACUAUGCGGCAUAAGCAAUGCCAGCAAUGUGCCUACAACGUCUCAUAAAUGUUAUUCAGAAGCUGA
Messenger RNA from Dermacentor silvarum, 4452 nucleotides. RefSeq lists its product as uncharacterized. The record is from RefSeq and is a predicted model, not a curated record. Lineage: Eukaryota; Metazoa; Arthropoda; Arachnida; Ixodida; Ixodidae. The transcript has 2 exons. The coding region runs from base 137 to 2503 and encodes 788 amino acids.